Mycena indigotica is the source of this 2019-nucleotide messenger RNA. RefSeq names its product Carboxypeptidase. Gene Ontology annotation, biological process: proteolysis. NCBI's taxonomy places the organism in Eukaryota, Fungi, Basidiomycota, Agaricomycetes, Agaricales, Mycenaceae. The coding region runs from base 1 to 2019 and encodes 672 amino acids. The record is from RefSeq and is a predicted model, not a curated record. Gene Ontology annotation, molecular function: serine-type carboxypeptidase activity. The transcript has 13 exons.
AUGCUCCUCUCCUUCUUUCUGACCACACUGUCUCUUUUCGCAACUCACGUUUGUGCGGUUCCUUCGACACCGAGCACCUUCCCCCAUGCGUAUCCUGGAAUACCGACCACCGACUUUGGAGUGAACUGGCAGCGAUACUUCGAAGUUACAUCUCCUCUCCCAAAUAUUACGAAGCCACUUACGCGCAGUUUUGCGGGAAACGUGGGGGUGAAUCGUGCGGGCCAUCCGAACGCAACUCUUUUCUUCUGGGCGUUCGAGAAGACCAACGGGUCGCUCACUUCGGGCAGCACAGACCCAUGGAUCAUCUGGUUGAACGGCGGUCCUGGGGCGUCAAGCAUGCUGGGGCUGAUGACCGAGAAUGGUCCCAUCCAAGUUACCGGAGCCUAUGGCAUCGUGGCGAAUAAUUUCAGCCUCACAAAGCUCGCGGACACCUUCUGGAUAGACCAGCCUGUUGGAACUGGGUACUCGACAUCGGACGCCACCGGUUACAUCCCGGACGAAGACCAGAUGGGUGAAGACUUUGUUGGCUUCCUCACCAACCUUGUCAAGAUAUUCCCUGGGUUGGCCAGUCGACCACUCUAUCUCAUGGGCGAAUCGUAUGCUGGGACCUACAUCCCGUAUAUCACUAAAACGAUCUUCUCCUCAUCCAAGCCUCCGGUUACGCUCAAGAAGAUCGUUGUAGGGGACGGCACGUUGGGGUCCGCCGCGGUCUUCGAGGAGCUGCCAACGCUGACCACUCUCGAAACAUACCCUCAAUUGAUCAACUACGACCCCGCCGUUUUUGAAUACUUCAAAACACAGCAGGACCUGUGUGGAUAUAACCUUACUUUGACCUAUCCUCAGAGUGGCCACUUUCCGACUCUCCUGGACCCGUUCACACAUGCCUCGACAAACGGCGCUGGAUCUGCCUUCCUCGCAGCCAAAAUCAACUCAGCCGCGAGGAAUAAACUGAGGAGCAGUAAUGCGCGGUACAAAUCAAUAUCUGCUGCUUUUACGUCUGGAACAGUUGGCAAGUCCAAAUCAUUACCUCUCGACAAACGCACUCGUGGCCAGUUGACCCAGUGGAAACGUUCGCUUGCAGGGCGGCCUAAUGGCACCCUGGAUCCGUACUAUGGCUGCUUCCUUUUCGACGAGAUGUGGGACUAUGCGGUCAAUUUCACUUUUCCGUGGGCCACGAAGCAGGGAGCCAAUGUUGAUGUGUACAACAUCCCGGACGCGUUAUCUCCUGAAGUCCCAUCUGACCCAACGAUCUUCAUGAAUGAUGCGACCACAAGAGCUGCGCUACAUGCUCCGACAUCCAAAGAUUGGGCAGAGGUGUUCGACUAUCCUUUCCUAUCCAAUACAGCUACUGGAGCCAUUAAUGUGUUUGGGGAUCCCAGCCCAGAGCCGAUGACUUUUCUCUCACAACUGGCUGCCAACGCGUCCGCUAAAGGCGUCGGUAUCGUUUUCUAUUCAGGGAAUGACGACUCGUUGGUUGCUCAUCGUGGAACCGAAGUUGUCAUCCAGAACAUGACCUUCGGUGGUAUCCAAGGCUUCACCCGCAAACCUUCAACCGCCUUCACCGAUGACCAGGGCAACUUUGCGGGGAUUAUCCACCAAGAGCGGGGUCUGACCUACGCGCUAUUCCAGAAUGCGGGACAUCUUGUGCCGCAAUCCGUUCCAGCAGCGGCAUUCACCUUUGUCCGCGAUUUCGUGCUUGGGUCCUCUACAACGGGCCUGGUAGACAGCAACGCCGGCAAGGUGACGGGUGGCGAAGAUCCCAAACUGCGGCAGGACGUCCUUCCCGGAAACCCCUUCAUUUUCAUGGGUGCGGGGAAGACGGCAGCGAGCACGGUGUGGCCAAGCGCAACGGUAGCCAAAUGGGCCGCCUUUCUCGAGACGGCAACGGCGACUGCUGGCGGUAGCGCACCGCAGGGGACGGGCCAAUCGAUCGGGAAUGGUUUACCGAGUGCGGGUUCCAAACUUGCUAUGAGUCCAUGGUGUGGCUUUUUGUUGGCGAUCUUUGCUUUGGUGCUGUGA